UUGUUUACCAUUUUCUUCCAAGGCUGUCUGAAAGAAGGACGUCGUGUCGCAAAAAGAUACCAAUUGCCGUAAAGAACUGCCGUUUUCCGGCAGCUAAUUUUCACAGGUUUGCUACAAGCUAGGUUGUUUCAUCAGUGACAUGGCCUCAGCUCCGGCACAGCAGCCCACCCUCACUGUCGAGCAAACCAGAGUGGUGCUGAGUGAGGUGAUCCAGGCCUUCUCUGUACCAGAAAACGCUGCCAGGAUGGACGAGGCUCGAGAAAGCGCCUGCAACGACAUGGGCAAGAUGCUGCAGCUGGUGCUGCCGGUGGCCACACAGAUUCAACAAGAGGUCAUCAAAGCGUACGGCUUCAACAAUGAAGGAGAGGGCGUCCUAAAAUUUGCCAGACUGGUGAAGAUGUAUGAAACGCAGGACCCUGAAAUCGCAGCCAUGUCCGUUAAACUGAAGUCUCUCCUCCUGCCACCACUGUCCACACCACCUAUAGGUGGCGCCAUUCCAGCUUCAUAGAACUUCUUUACAUUCAUCUGUCAACUGCAAGGUUACUUUACUGCUUUGGAUCAACAUGAACAAACUGUUCAAACAUAUUUUUCUUGAGAUAUAAUGGAUAUAUUAUAGCUUCAAACUCAAUACACUAUUACGUUCCAACAAAGAUGAAACUUUACUUUAUCUCCAUCAUGGUUUCAUUUUUAAAAAUCCUUGCAAAACUUGUUAAAUUAUUGCUUUUUAAAUGUUUCAGUAUUUAUUUGUUACAUUAUGACCAUUUUCUUAAACAUUUCCUUUAACACCAUCUUUUUUUAUAAUUUUAAUUAUGCCAUUUUUAUAUGCUGUCAGAUGUACCAAAUGUCAUUCUUUUGUUAUAUAUUAAAAGGUUUUCUGUGAA
This is a messenger RNA of Centropristis striata (black sea bass), 881 nucleotides long. It is a transcript of the gene grcc10, whose product is annotated as gene rich cluster, C10 gene. Lineage: Eukaryota; Metazoa; Chordata; Actinopteri; Perciformes; Serranidae. The transcript has 4 exons. The record is from RefSeq and is a predicted model, not a curated record. Gene Ontology annotation, biological process: post-embryonic development. Bases 140 to 508 code for a protein of 122 amino acids.